ACAUCAGCGAAGAUGCUUGUCCUGAGCGGUUGGAUGCAGAGACUUCUCACAUUCAAGAGGAAGAGGAGAACAACGAGGUACCCCACUUGAAAGAGGAAGAAGAGCAGCAGGCCCCUUACAUUCAGAAAGAGGAGGGGCUAGAGUACCCUUGCACGAAAGUGAAGGUGGAUGAGCCUCCCGACGUCAAAGAAGAGGAGGAGGAGAAGGGGAUCUGCAAGUUGCAAUCGACUGGUGUCGCUCUGAAGAUUUGUGGCCAAAGAUUCUCUCAUAGGGGAACCUUCAAAUUACACACAAGAACCCACACUGGCGAGAAACCUUUUGCCUGUUCAGAUUGUGGCCAAAAAUUCUCUCAGAAGGGAAACUUACAAAUGCACAUAAGAACCCACACUGGUGAGAAACCUUUUUCGUGCUCAGUUUGUGGCCAAAGAUUCUCUCAGAAGGGAAACUUACAAACGUAUAUGGUUUGCCACACUUGUGAGAAACCUUUUGCCUGCUUAGUUUGUGGCCAGACAUUCUCUCAGAAGGGAAACUUAAAAAUACACACAAGAUCACACACUGGCGAGAAAACCUUUGCCUGCCUAGUUUGUGACCAAAGAUUCAGAUGGUACACACAAGAACCCACACCGGUGAGAAACCCUUUGCCUGCUGAGUUUGUGGCCAAAGGAAAACGUAAGGAAAACUUAAGAAUUCACACAAGAACCCACACUGGUGAGAAGCCUUUUGGUUGCUCAGUCUGUGGUAAAAGAUUUUCUGAGAAGGGAACCUUAACAAAGCACAUCAGAACACACACUGGUGAGAAACCCUUUGCCUGCUUAGUUUGUGGCCAAAGAUUCUGUCAGAAGGAACAGUUAUCAAAACACACAAGAACCCACACUGGCGAGAAGCCUUUUGCUUGCUCAGUUUGUGAUCAAAGAUUCUCACAAAAGGAAAACUUAAUAAUUCACACCAAAACCCACACUGGUGAAAAACCCUUUGCCUGCUCAGUCUGUGGUAAAAGAUUCUCUCAUCAGAGGAGCUUAAAAAGACACACAAGUACCCACAUGGGUGAGAAACCUUUUGCUUGCUCAGUCUGUGGUAAAAGUUUCUCCGAGAAGGGAACCUUAAAAAUCCACACCAGAACACACACUGGUGAGAAACCCUUUGCCUGCUCAAUUUGUUGCCAAAGCUUUUCAUGGAAAUAUCAGGCUAAAAACCAUGAGUGUUUUGCAUUGCACCAACACACUCAUCAAUCAAGCUUUGGUUUGUCAUCUGAUUAGGCUUCAUCACUUCAAGCUCCAAGGGUGACUGAAUUCUAUGCAGCAUCUUGCAAGGUUCCUUAAAGAAAGAAAUGUUUGUGUUUGUUGUGUUGAAAAUAUUGUGAGUUGUCAGCUUGUUGAGAAUUGUUUUUAUUUUCAUUUUGAGUUUUGGCUAUGAAAUUUAGUUGUACUUCAGUUAGUGUGUUUGAUCAUAUUUAGACACUAUUAUUUUUAAGAAAAUGCAUUUUAGUUAAUUU
Hippocampus comes (tiger tail seahorse) is the source of this 1492-nucleotide messenger RNA. Its product is annotated as zinc finger protein OZF-like. Gene Ontology annotation, molecular function: RNA polymerase II cis-regulatory region sequence-specific DNA binding; DNA-binding transcription repressor activity, RNA polymerase II-specific. The annotation marks the transcript as partial. Gene Ontology annotation, cellular component: nucleoplasm. The record is from RefSeq and is a predicted model, not a curated record. Gene Ontology annotation, biological process: regulation of cytokine production; negative regulation of transcription by RNA polymerase II; regulation of immune system process. The transcript is spliced from 4 exons. NCBI's taxonomy places the organism in Eukaryota, Metazoa, Chordata, Actinopteri, Syngnathiformes, Syngnathidae.